GAAAGGUCAUAAAGAGGGCAGCACCUUAAUUUAGUUUAGUUUUGCUUAUACACUAUAGAGGGCCAGUUCCAUUGCGCAAUAGCAGCAUGCAAAGUUUUGGAAAGUUUUCUUGUUUCUUUGUUUUGUCUCAAAAAUAGUUAUUGUAAAUAGUCAACAUGUCAGAAUUUAAUUUCCAACAAUGGACAGUGGAUAAUAAGCUACACAAUGAUACUAUAGAUUCAUUGAUGAAGGAAGGUUUUGACACUUUAAAUGCCUUGUUAGCCAUGCAACUCAGUGACAUUGCUGCUCUAAAAUUAGGCAGAUUGGGACUUGAGAGGGCUUUAGAAUCCGCAAUUGGAUCGCUACACAAACCUGUCAUCAAGACUCAGGAUCAGGCAACACUUGGAUCAGAGAGUGAUAGCAAACCUGUCAAACUUAUUACAACAUCAGAACUCGCAAGAGACAAAAUGUUGGUUGACCUGGUGGACAAGUUAGCCAAGUCGGGUGACCUGUCAGCGGAUAUUUUGUCAACAGAUAAUGCAUCAGCUAAGACUCCAGUACCUACAGAGUCUACAGGCCAUAAUGGUAAGAAACCACUCCUUAUUCCAGACUUUGUGACUAAUGCCUAUCUCCCUCAGAACGAUCAAGAGGAGAUAUCAAUGGGAAAUAACUUGUUUUAUCGUCCAGGCAACAAAACAGUGAAACCUCGAUUGGACAAUGUUACGUUACCACAAUGGGUGGGCGCGAGUUGUAGGAUAUUACAACAACUCAUUAAGGACGGUGCUGAACUAACAGUCGUAAAGGAGUACGUAUCGCACAUGAUAAAUGUAGGUGACCACGCACAAACCAACACGGUGACAUCCACAUUACUAUAUGAUGACGCAUGCAGAAAGAAACAACAUGAAAAUAUGCUGACAUGGGGUGAAGAUGACAUACAUCUGAUGAACUUUUAUUUGGUGAAGAAGCCGACAACGCCUCGUGGCGCCCCCCCCCCCCAUCAACGUGGUGACCGUUCAUCUAAUGGGAACCCCACGCAAAAUACGCAAUCUCAGGUUAAGAACGCAAAUAUCCCGAUAUGCCGUCAAUGGAAUAGUGCACGAGGCUGCAGUUAUGGCAGUUCGUGUAAAUUCACACAUGGGAAAUGUGCAGAAAAUAAUUGUGGAGAAGCCCACCCACAAUAUCUCCAUGCAUCACUCGCCAAAUAG
Owenia fusiformis is the source of this 1184-nucleotide messenger RNA. The record is from the annotation of a GenBank genome assembly. Lineage: Eukaryota; Metazoa; Annelida; Polychaeta; Sabellida; Oweniidae.